AUGCUGAACUCUUGGGAUCAUGCCUUUGCUACAGAGGUGAAGCAUUGUGGUGAGGCUCUUCAACGGCAAAAAUGCCAUGCUGUGUGUCACAAGUAUGGGAAUGAUAAUCGCUGCAAGUUCCUUUUCCCUCAUGAAGUCAUCGAAACUUCGCAUUUUGAUGCAGACUCCAACUCUGUCCUGCUAAUGUGCAGGGACUCCACAGUGAAUUACUUCAAUCCAUAUGUCCUUGUUUUCUGUCGCCACAAUCAUGAUAUAAAGUGCAUACUGUCAGGCAAGGGCAUGAAGGCUGCAAUGUUUUAUGUUUCAGACUACAUUACAAAGAUGGAUGUCAAAACAUAUGAGAUGCUGUCUCUGCUG
Messenger RNA from Suillus discolor, 357 nucleotides. RefSeq lists its product as uncharacterized. The annotation marks the transcript as partial. The record is from RefSeq and is a predicted model, not a curated record. Lineage: Eukaryota; Fungi; Basidiomycota; Agaricomycetes; Boletales; Suillaceae. The transcript has a single exon.